AUGGCUUUGGACGGAAGGGAGGGCCCAGAACCACCAGCUGCUGGCGCAGCAGAGGCCAUCCUGGCAUCGGGUGCUUCAACCUAUGGCGCCUGCGAGGCCUAUCACAAGGGAAGGGCCAAGUUCUUUGUCUCUGACUGGAUUACCGACGCCUUCACAGCAAAAACUCUCUCCGCCGCCCUUUUCAUGUUCUUUGCAACCUUCACCUCCACUUUAGCUCUUGGAGAGCACAUCAAGGAGUCCACAAAUGGAUUGAUUGGUUUGAAUGAAUACCUGAUGAUGAACAGCUUGGCUGGCAUGGCACACGCCAUCUUCGGGUGUCAGCCGCUUCUCGUACUUCGGCCCACAGGACCUAUCACCUUGCUCUUCGAGAAGCUGCUGGAUUUUGCCAACCAGCACUCCCUGCCAUUCUGGCCCUUCUUUGCAUGGACUGGCAUCUUCGUUGGCCUGCUCAUGUUCUUGAUCUCGGCCUUGGAGCUAUGCCGGUAUGUCAAGCACCUCUCGCUGUUCACGGAGAACAUCUUUGCCACUUUCAUUGGCAUGGUCUACAUCAAUGAUGGCGUUCAAGGCAUGAUUCGGCUGUGGGGGGAGGGCGCCGACCCCUAUGGGAGCUCUGCAGCAGCUUCAAAGCUUCUGACGCUGAACAUGACGAUCGGGUUUACCGCCCUGACCUUGUGGCUGAGCACGCUGCAGUCCUCCAAGCUCCUGACCUUCAAGGGAAGGAUGUUUCUGAAAGACUACGCCCUCACCAUCAGCCUCUUCGUGUCCAUUGUGGCGGCCCAUUAUUUGAACCAAGGCCUCUUCCCAGUGACUUUCAUUGACACGAAAACCAGCGGCUUUAACACCACCAGCGAUCGGCCCUGGAAUACGGACCUCACUGCCAUCUCCGGCAGAGGUGUGCUUUGCGCCGCCCUGGCAGCAUUCCCGGUCGUGGUCUUCUUCUACUUAGACCAGAACAUCUCGAGUAGCCUGUGCCAGAAGCCAGAGAUGAAAUUGAGCAAGGGCAGCUAUUUCCACUCCUCCUUCGCCUGCAUGGCCUUCUUCAACACGCUGGGACCUCUCUUCGGACUGCCUUUCGUCACAGGAUCCCUGCCCCACUCGCCCCAAUUCGUCCUCUCACUAGCUGAGACUGACGAGGAGCAUCGCAUCACCAAGGUGCGGGAGAACCGCUUGGCACCCUUGCUGUGCUACUUUCUGAUUGGCCUCCCAUUGCUGGCGCCUUCGCUGCUUGAGCGUGUUCCAAAAGCCGCUGUCUUUGGCACCCUGAUCUUCGUAGGCAUUGACGGCAUUCAGAGCACACAGCUCUAUGAACGAGUUCUUCUCAUUGCAACAGACCCACGUUUCUUCCCUAAGACCGGGCCCUUUGCAAACUUGCCAGCAUCCACAAUGCAUCUGUACACGUUGAUCCAGCUGGUCUUGGUCGUGGGCUGCUGGAUGGUCAAUGCUGACUUCGGACUCUACUUUCCACUGUUCUUUAUCAGCCUCAUACCGGUCAGGUGGUUUCUCGUUCCGUGCUUCUUCACCCAAAAGGCUUUGGAUGAUCUCGAUCAUGGCUUAGACGUCAAGCAGGAAGAUGCCAAAGGUCGCCCGGGCUUCGUGCGCAGUAGUUCGAUCUACAAGGACAUGUCACCCUGA
This is a messenger RNA of Symbiodinium pilosum, 1632 nucleotides long. Lineage: Eukaryota; Dinophyceae; Suessiales; Symbiodiniaceae. The record is from the annotation of a GenBank genome assembly.